ACUUCAACCAAUCAUUUUUUUCAUCCAAUCAAUCAUUCAUUCAUUUAUUCAUGCAACCCAUCAAACUCGUUUCAAUAGGAAGAAUUUCCGUUUUUUUUUUUUUGUCAGCCUUUUUCAACUUGGUCAGCCUUUUCCUUCUGUGUCAUAAUGGUCAGCUCUUUAGUCAGCCUUUAAUGACCACUCAUAUUUAGUGUUUCGACGUAUCUAGUUUUCAGUCGAAAUAAAAACAAAUAUGGCGCGUGAUUUAAAUCAAUUUAUUACAGAUCAAAGAAAGAGUGAAAUUCGUUACUUAUCAGCCACCAAAUCGCUACUCGAAAAGUAUGAGGGUCUAGAUGAGGAGUCGGAACUUGGUGCAGUUUUUAACCUGUCUAACUACAAUAUUGUUAGGGACAGAGAUGGAACGUUCGCAAGCCAUGACAUGUCUAUUGGGAAACACAGCAUGAGUCAAAGGAACCCAGCAGAUAAAUCUGAGGACAAAUCAUCAGGCAGAAAGAAGACAGCAUCUCCUGGCUUAGUGUACACAGAUGAAGAGUUUGACACCACAUUUAACCUGCUCAAUGAUGUUUCAACAGAGCUGAUAGCAAGUUUCCUGGAAGAGGGCGGACAGGGUGAGCCGAGUGACGCGGAAACUCUGAACUCGAGUGACUCGUAUGAAACAGUUGACAGCGAGGAAGCAGAAACAGAAGGGAGCUUGGGAGUUGAUGUUCAGAGGGAUAGACCUGGCCAGGGGAAUUAUGUGAAUGUUGGCUCAGAUGGAGAGGACAGUGUGGAUGGUGAUUAUGGGGACGGAGGUGUUACAGCCGGCACGGUAGGCCAGGCCAGUAUGUCAAUGAGAGGACCUAACCUUGACCUUAGUGACUAUGAAGACGAGAGCUCUAGUGGCAGGGGGGAAUUGCAUGAGCCCACGUCACAACAUACAGAUCAGUACAAGAAUUUUAAACCUGAGGACAUGCAGCAAAUACCUAGUGAAAUCAAUAACAAUAUGCACUAUGCAGAUGAAAUUAGUGGCAACUUGCAUCAUGGUCAAUCUCCUAUGAAACGUAGCAGCAGGGUGGAGAGAGGUGGUGAAGAAAAGGCUGAACAGUUGAAAUCACCUAAGACUAUCAAUGAAAUAUUUAAUUCGUUGAAAACAAAUGACAACCUUAGCACUAGGAGAACUGAUUUUGAUGUCAGAAAACCUCAGUCCACAAAUAGACUAUUGUUACAUAGUGUUUUUUCAGACAAAAGAACUAAAAUUGAAAAAGUGAGAGAGAAACAAGCUAAAAGAAUCAGUACACACUUCACACCGUUCAGUGGAUUGAGUGAUAAAGACAAAUUGUUUAGAGGGAAUCCAGUGUUUCAAAGUCCAAAAGAACAUUCCACAUACACUAGUCAGGAAGUUCAGCCAGUAGGGCACAAGACUGGCUAUUCAUCAAAAAAGUCGGAUGCAACUUACACCUUGCAAAAGAAUAACGAAAAAGUCUUUAUGUCAUCUGGACAAAUAUUCCAGUCUCAUUCCAAUGCAGGAACCAACAAGAAUGAAAGACAUUUCUCAUCACCAGGACAUAAUAUCCCAUCACAGUUCAAUGCACCAACCAAUCAGCCCCCUGUUGGUCAUUUUUCAAGUCCUCGGGGACAGAAAUUGCAGCAUUCUUCAGCUAAUGACCUUUCACCUUCAGUUAGGAAGAAAUUGGUGAUACACGCAGGUUACGAAAAUGCAAGAGAUAGUCCAAGUAAUCCAAGACAUAAUCAUUGUGAAACAAGAGAUAGUCAUGGUCAUUCCAGAGAGAGUGAUUGUGAACAAAGAGAUAGUCAUGUUAAACCAAGAGAGGGUCUUUUUGAACCAAGAGAUAGUCAUGUUAAACCAAGAGAGGGUCAUUUUGAAUCAAGAGAUAGUCAUGUUAAACCAAGAGAGGGUCAUUUUGAACCAAGAGAUAGCCAUGUUAAACCAAGAGAGGGUCAUUUUGAACCAAGAGAUAGUCAUGUUAAACCAAGAAACAGCAAUUGUGAACAAAGUGAUAGUCAUGGUAUACCUAGAGACAGCAGUUGUGAACCAAGAGAUAGUCAUGGUAUACCUAGAGACAGCAGUUUUGAACCAAGAAAUAUUGAUUGUAAACCAAGAGAUGUUCAUGGUAAGCUUGUGAACAGGGAAAACAAUACACCAUUCCAUUUGAAACAGGCUAGAGAACAAUUUGUACCACAUUUCAAUGAGGUCAAAGCACAGUCAUCAGAUAUUAAAGGUUUCAACGAACAGGAAUCUGCAUUAAACACAGUUGUUGAAAGCACAAGUAAAUCUUUUGAUGCAUCACAUAAAAAUGAAGGUUCAGGGAAGCUAACGAUUCGAAACUUAAAACAGUUUGAUAAAGUGAUGAGUGAACACUCGUUAUUAAUGAAUGUGUCUCUGAACACUUCUCAGAAAACUGAACAGAGUUUCGAAGAGGAAUCUGUGGAUAGGGUAGAAAAAUGGCUGUUUGGUAUUUCUGAUCCAGACUCAGUCCAUUACAAGAAACUCAAUAAUACCACAAUGAAUGAAAGUAUGUCCUUUCAGCUUCCUAACAGUGCAAACAUUUCCAAAGAGCAGAUCAGUGAUAUGAGAUCUCUUAAAAUCAAUACUGCAAAUGAGGAUAAUCAAGAACGAUUUCGUCUAAGUGAUGACAGACAUGCUCAGGAACAAACUUCUCAGGGUACAAUGUUAGUAUCUUGUCCGCCCCAGCAGUCGAGAAAUCCAGAUAAGCACUUCCAUGGAGAAAAGCAAGACCAGGGUGUAGAUGGACAGGCUGGGCUAGUUUCAAAAUUGAAUAGGAGUGUACAUGAUCAAACUAUUGUGCAAAGAUACACUCAAAAAGUGUUGACUAAAAGCAAUAGACCCAAGAAAUCAACACCUAACAGUACUGGGAAAGAAAGGAAAGGUGUUUCCCCAAAACAAAAGGAGUUUGUCUCUCCAAAACAAAUGGCAGGGAAUUAUAAUCAGAACUGUGUACAAAGAAAUGCCUUUUCUCCCAAGAAUCAAUAUCCAGAGAGUAGACAGCUUGUUGACUUUGAUGUUUGGGCCAAAUCCGGUCAUAAGGCAUCACCUUACAAGAUGGAUUUGAAAGCAAGGGAGUCAUUUGAAAGUUGUAAGUCUUUUGACAUUAAUGAGCAGUAUGGUCAAGUUGAAGAUGUGACAAGCAAUUCUGCUGAUGAUCUACAAAAUGUUAGUCUGAAAUAUGUUGAUGACAUUCAGGAUGAGUCCGGAAAUACGUACAAUCUUGUGUCAGUUGAAAAUGGCGGUAGAAUUAGACUGAAAAUCAAGAGAAAUUCAAAGAAUGUUUCCCCUAAGACUAGACUUAAUGAGCAACAAGUGGCUGAAAUGAUGAUGAAUACUGAGCAUGAUAGUAGACCAAAUGUGCAAAGAAAAGAUCGGGAGACGGGAAAAGCAAAGAGGCAUUUGAGUGGGAACACUAGCCGUGAGUAUGAAUAUAUUGACCAUAGCGGGAGACUGGUAAAUGAUAAGGUUGUCCCUACUCCCCCUAAAGCUAGGAAGCUAAGUCAAGGCUCAAGGCAUGUGGAAAAUUUGACCAGUGGACAAUUUAAGGAAAAAUAUCAAAAUGACAGGCGUAACUCACUGGAUAUUUUUAUGAAGCAAACUGGUAGGAAUUCAUCUUAUAAUGCUGAUAAUCAGAAAAUUGGACCUGCCUUUGGAGAUGUCAGUGUAAGACAACAUGAGCCAAACGUGAAUUUCAAUGUUGGGGAUAGAGUUAGACCUGUUGCAUGUGUUGAACAGAGGAAAAUUGAACCAAAAGAAAACAGGUGGCAACAAUUUUCUCCCAGUAACUUCCCAAAUAAUGCAAAUGUGUCAAAAGAACAUGUUUACUCUCCCAGUAAUAUCCGAAAUAAUGCAGGGUUUGAAAAUAGGCAAAGACAUCAUAAUAUGAUGAGUGAGAGACAAUCAUCACAGCAAGACCUGAUGUCACCUACCAUACAUAGACACAGACAUGAUGAAAAAGAAGAUUUUUCCCCAAGCACUUCUUUCAGUAAACUUAAGCUUAAUACGCCUGGGUCCAUGGCUAGGAAUCUCAACAGACAAAGACAGAAUGUAGAUAAAGAUGAAUAUAUCAUUGAAGAUAGCUUUGCUCACCCAUUAGGUGGCUAUGAUGUUCCCCAACACAGGUAUGAUCAUCCACAAGACGGAUUUGAAAGUCUUGUUCAGAACAGGUCUGGUCAGAAUUUGGACACGCAGGUGGAAGCCAAUGCUAGUGCAAGUACACAUGUUUAUAUGGCAGACUCGGCCUAUAAAACUGUAAAUCCUCCUGACAACCGCAGGAUGUCGAUUAGUUCUGGGUACACUGAUGACACAGUUAGGCAGAGAAUUGAUAAUGAAAGAAGGGUAUCCGGUGUUUUUAUUCAACCAGAAGGGAGUGUGAGUGUAGUUAGACAAAUAGAUACCCUGCGACAAAACAGAAAUGCUAGAAUUUCCCAAGGUGAUACCGAAAGAAGAAACAGCCAAGGUCGUAGAGAAAGUAUGGAGAGUCAGUUUUACAACAGAGGAAGAGAAAAAUCUCCUGGGUUUGUUAGUAUAGAUAGUGUGUCGGAUAUUUCUGAUCAAUUCAGAGUACAAAGACAAGAAGGGAGGGUUAUAAAUCAACCUAGUAGAAAUGAGCAAGUUUGUGUCAUGGGUACAGAUAGGAUUGAAGGUCACAGGGCAUCCACAAAUCUACCUAACAACCAACAUAAGAUUAUCAGGAAGGAUUUGUUCUGUGCUAAAGGAGAAACCAUUCAAAUACCUUCCACUUCAAGGGUCGGCCAGGUUGCUCAUGACUUUAAAGUUCCUGUGAGCCCACCUGUUAUGACGGGAAAUGUAAUAAAAAAGGGCAACAAAGAGAAUGAAGCUUUAAAUAAUCGAAAAUCUCAGAAACUAUGCUUUACCAAAGCUCAACCGUUGAGCAAUAGCGAUCAGCUAAGGCGUCAUUUGAUGUACAAUGCUGGAGCCAGGCCAAAAGACACAUAUGCACAGAGUACGCCUAUAAAACCUGGGUCGAAGCUUGCAAUGGACGUGUCAAUGUCAACUAUUAUGGGAUUUGACGAACAUCAUAAUGAGACAGAACACAAUGAGGAAGUUGUGUUAAUUUAAAGGGAAUCUCUAACAGUUUAUUUGUUCAUACAUUAAAAGUACAAUUUUUUUUUUAAUGAAGGAUACUUGUAACAUGGUAAUUGUUAUCAUCAGAGGUUCAAGAGAUGUUUUGUUAGUAAAUAUUUUGUAAAUACUUCCUUAUUUACCAAAGUGUUAACAAAAAUGAAAACUGAAUGGUUGAAAUUUAUGAAAAUCUUCCUAAAUAACUUCCCGAGGAAUGUAAGUUGUUGUUUCGCGUUUAUUAAAAUGUCAUGUUUACGUUUAUGAGGAAAUAAGUUGAAUUAAUAUAUUUCAUUCACCAAUAAAAUUCAUACAUAUUUGCUUUUUAUCCUUGUUUAAGAUUGUUAUUAUAUCACAGUAAUUUGUUUAAAAACUUGUAAUAAAAACAAUACAAAUUUUAUUUUAAUAUUUAAAACUAGGAAACUGGGUAUGCCUGUUUAAACUUUUAUUUUUUUUUCAAUGGCUACACUGAUAUAAGAUCUGAUUUUAUUAGUUUCCCUACAUUAUUGAUGAUAGACAUAACUCAUUGGAAGUUCUUUUCUUUUAUUGUAUCCACUAUUAUGUGAAAAAUUUGAGUUUAAAUAUGUACUGAAACUAAAUGAAUUGUUGGAAACACGAU
This is a messenger RNA of Mya arenaria, 5708 nucleotides long. RefSeq lists its product as uncharacterized. NCBI's taxonomy places the organism in Eukaryota, Metazoa, Mollusca, Bivalvia, Myida, Myidae. The coding region runs from base 233 to 5089 and encodes 1618 amino acids. The record is from RefSeq and is a predicted model, not a curated record. The transcript is spliced from 8 exons.